Molecule: messenger RNA, 2265 nt
Organism: Pleurotus ostreatus (oyster mushroom)
Lineage: Eukaryota; Fungi; Basidiomycota; Agaricomycetes; Agaricales; Pleurotaceae
Exons: 25
Coding region: 1-2265 (754 amino acids)
Molecular function (GO): ATP binding; ATP-dependent chromatin remodeler activity
Source: RefSeq, a predicted model, not a curated record
AUGAUCGUUCUGAAUAAGUCGCUGACGAGUGAAUGCGCUGUUGGUUCACAGGGUAAAACUAUACAGGUCAUCUCCUUUCUAUCCGCAAUCAUGGGCAAGCACGGUGACAAGCGCGACCGCAGACGCCGGUGGCGCCACGUUUCCCAGCUCCAAGACGGUGCGCAGUGGAAGAAACACAGAAAGCUACCACCCGCCAAUGCAACGUGGCCAACGUGCUUGAUCAUUGCGCCGAGCUCGGUGGUGCCGAAUUGGCAAAGGGAAUUUGAGACUUGGGGUUACUUUGAAGUUGGCAUGUUUCAUGGGACGCCCGCAGAGCAAGAAGUUGCACUCCACGACUUCGAACUCGGACGCUUGGAUGUCGUCUUGACGUCUUUCGAUCUCGCGCGCCGGCACAUCGACAAGUUGGACACUCUCCCGUGGUCGUGCGUCAUCGUGGACGAGGCGCACCGCCUUAAAAGCAUCACGUCCAAACUGACGCAGGCGUUCCACCAGUUCGCGUGCCCGCGGCGCAUCGGGCUCACAGGCACCGCGAUACAAAACUCGUACGAUGAGAUGUGGACGAUCCUGGAUUGGACGAAUCCAGGACGUCUAGGGACGCGGAAACAGUGGAAGGUCCUGGUGGCCAAACCUCUGGCGGUGGGCCAAUCGUCGGGUUCGAGCGAGGAACAGCGGGCAAACGCGCUGUCGGUAGCUCUUAUUUUGAGGGACAAGAUACUGCCUAACUUCUUUCUGCGGAGGACGAAGGAAAUCAUUAAACACCAGCUUCCCAAGAAGAUCGACGAGGUCGUCUUCUGCCCUUUGACCGAAGUUCAAAUUGAUGUGUACAAGCGUUUACUUGCUAUGGAGCCGGUACAAAAUCUCAUCCGGAAAGAUGAGAUGUGCCCCUGUGGUUCUCAAGAAAAGCGGAAGGAUUGCUGCUUCCCCUUCGCCGCCGGCGACCUGUUCAAGUUCAUGUCCGUCCUCAUCAAGCUCGCGAAUCACCUCGCCCUUAUCCUUCCAGGGCCCGAUGAUACGCCAGAUCAGCUGGCCCGCAACAGAGAGCUCGUGGCUAUCGCCUUCCCCAAGAAAAAUGCCCCGAAGCAUGUAACCGCCAUGCUGCAAGAGAAAUACUGUGGCAAGUGGCGCGCCUUGGAGAUGUUGCUGACAGACUGGCGCAAGGACCGUACGAAUAAGGUCCUCAUUUUCACGAAGUCGGUGAAGCUGUUGACGAUGUUGGAGUUUCACCUGAAUAAUCGCGGCUUCGGGUAUGUCAAGCUAGAAGGGAAGACACAUAGCAAAGAUCGCAUGUCCAUCAUAGAUCAGUUUCAGCAAGACCCAGAUGUUUAUAUUUUCUUGGUGUCUACUAUGGCAGGUGGCACUGGCUUGAACCUUACUGCCGCAAAUAAGGUCGUAGUGUUUGACCCCAAUUGGAACCCUGCGCAUGAUCUCCAAGCGAUGGAUCGCGCGUAUAGGUUCGGUCAAACCCGCGACGUUCACGUUUAUCGGUUGCUUGGAGCUGGAUCCAUUGAGGAACUCAUAUACGCUCGUCAGAUAUACAAGCAGCAGCAAAUGGCGAUCGGCUAUCAAGCAAGCGUACAAACUCGGUUCUUUGAGGGAAUUCAAGGAGAUACUACGAAGCAAGGUGAACUCUUUGGGAUCAAGAAUAUCUUUAAGCUGCACGAGCAUACUUUGAGCACUAAGACAGUGAUCGAGAGAGCGUCCAUUGCUGAAUUUGACUGGGCCAUGGCCAAUCUCAGCGGCUCCAACUCUGGCAAAAAGUCCAAGGCGGGUGAUGAGUUGACUGCUGAUGCUGGUCAAGACGCAGGUGACCUGCGAGGGCUAGGGGCACUCCUCUUUGACGAGCAUGUUCCUGAUAUUUCCAACUCGGAAACCGCGAUUCAGAAAACGCUGAGCACUGUAGGUGUCUACAGCCACAAGAACGAUGAGAUCCUCGCAAGUAGCAAAAUAGAGGAGGCGCGGGUGCUCAAUGCUUUGAAGGAAUCCAAACGCAGGAAGCGCGCCAGAAAAUCUGCAGCGAAAGGUGAGCCAGAGAAGGCCCCCGAACCUGUGUGGCCCCCGAAGCGUAAACAUCAUAAACCCAAGCCAACGCCUCAGGAACUCAUCACAUCAAGACAAGAGGCUCUUCUGGAACUUAAAUAUAUCGAGCGCCCUGACCAACUGCCAGAAUUUGCCCUCGAAUUUGCUCGCACCUCUAUCGAGGAUCAAAACGCACUAGUAGCGAAGCUCGAUCGGCACACAGAGAAGAAAGCAAGGACUCAUCAAUGA